Neurospora tetraspora is the source of this 336-nucleotide messenger RNA. RefSeq lists its product as uncharacterized. Lineage: Eukaryota; Fungi; Ascomycota; Sordariomycetes; Sordariales; Sordariaceae. The annotation marks the transcript as partial. The record is from RefSeq and is a predicted model, not a curated record. The transcript is spliced from 2 exons.
CAGGAGUGGCUCGCUGAAAACCAGGUCAGCUGGUUUCUAAAGGAGGGUGAUGACAUCUUAACGGUGGAGCCCAUCAAGAAAUCAUUCUAUCGGCUUUUUUACCCGGAGAACGGCACAAAAGUUUCGGGAUUGCAAGAGUACAUCUACUUCACAACCACAUAUCCUCCACCUACCCGUAUCGAACCUACUAUCAAAAAACUGUGCUGCAUCAAGUGGGAUCUGGUUGUGGACGUGCUAUCACUGCCAACCAGGACCAACUCACUGGGCAAGGUAUAUUAUAUAUUGAACUACGAAAUCGACAUGAUGUGCUCUGGCUCUUCUAUCGAUUUUGCGGUG